UCAACAUAGUCGAUGACUGAAUGAAGUGAAUGAGACUCAAUGUUUAUCAUCGAUAGAUUAUUUUAGAGUCUAGUAGACUAGAAAGAAUAUAUUCUAGAUCUAGAUGCUAUCUAAUCUAGAUUUAGAUCUAAUUAGUCUAGUUAUGAUGUAGAUCUACAAGUGGGUGGAACUGUUACUGUACACUGUACUGUUACUGUCAGUGUCUACUGACACUGUGUGACUGUACAACACAACAGUACUGUAGUGUAGUGUAAGUCAGUGUAGUCAACUGUAGUGUAACACUAAACUAAAAGUAACUGUAAUCUAAGACUCAGUCAGUGUUUAUGUAUGAAAAAUGGAAGAGAGAAAAAGUAGAAGACGCUCUCUUCGAAACUUGCGUAGAUCCUCAUCCAACUGGGUUGUACCUACUCAGGCCAUUCUACAAGGUAUUGAAAGCAACUCAGAAAAUGUAUUGACAAUCGAUUCUGCUUAUGGCAGUGCCUGGUUUGGUGAGAAUACAAUGCAUAAUAUUAUAACUUACAACCAGGCAAGAAGCAGUCCUGAGAUUGGAACGAAAUCAUUUUUUCCAAGUAUAGAUGCUUGUGCUGAAGAUGAUGCAGCAUUACCUGCGAAGGUGAUGAAAAAUUCAGAUACUGACUCUUCUCCAUUCGUUAUGCCAUCUAGCAAACCAUUGGCAGAGACACAAACAGGCAAUAGAAUGGAAUGUGAAAAACUCGGCAAUAUAUUUGCCUUUAACUCUAAUAAGUCACAGAAAUUGGUUCCUAUGAGUGUGGGGACAAAGUCACCAUCGACCUUGAACACACAUUUGUCCCUACACAAAAAAAACAACAAGGAAGAAAAUACUGGUUCUCUAAACACUUCAUUGAAAGUAUCUUUUAAUAAACACAACAAAAACACCAGCUCUCUGAACACUUCAUUGAAUGUAACUUUGAAGAAACAGAAUAGAAAUUCUGCUACUCAAAAAACAAAAUCACAGAAGAAGGCAGAAACAAAAUGUGACCCUCCCAAAUAUAAAAUUCACCAAACAAAGUCUAAUAGCUUCAUGGGAACUAAACCCAACUUUUUGAAAACAACUCAGUCGUUUUCAUUGAAGCAUUCAUCAGUUAACCAUUUAUCACCUAAGAAGUCUUCAGCAAGUGCUGAGUCGCUUAAAACUCCAACAUUUAUGAAAUUUCAGACACAGUCAACUGGAGGACGUAGCAACUCACCCCUUACUGAGUCAGAAUCAAAACCCUAUGUUGGCUCUGUCUUUCAGAAUUUAAUCAGUAAUGCAAGUCCCUAUAGAUCUAAUUUUAAAGCUCAAAAUGGCCUUUUAAAUGAGAAUGUCAAACCAAAAGAUAGAAAGCGUCUUUCUUUAAGAAAAAGUAUAAUAGAAUCUGGUCCCCUUCCGGCAGAAAGUGGUAAAACAAGUAAGAAUGGAACAAAUGUUGAACUUAUCUCUGGGUAUGUAUCAGUCCACAGGAGUGCUAACAUAGUUAGCACUAUUAACUGUGAGAUGGAUACAGUGGUCUUGGGUCAUGACAGCUCGGUUGACAGAGCAGAAGAUAAUGGAGAUAGUCUAAACAAUUGUAUCUAUGACAUUGAAAUGACUGAGGAGUUUUUAAAAAGCUUUGAUUUGCCUUUCUUUCCUUCCAAUUCCAUUGGGGGUGCUGAUGUUCUCGGGAAAGAAAGAGACUUGAAUAAGUCUCUGCGUCGCUCAUCGAGAUAUUUCAGUGCCCAUGAGAUGCCGCUGGCUAGACCUUCUUUUGAAGAAGAGACUGAGUCGGAAGCUUCUCCCAAAACAUCUCUAGAUGAAUCUUCCCCUAAUGUUUUUUCAAAGGAAGGAGCUAAAGUGAUCAGUCUAGCACCAUCUGACUCACAUGAUAUGCUGAUAUGUUCUAAAGAAAGAAACUUCCAAGACAUUGUGUCUAUGCCAGUAAGUGGUGCGGAGUCUCACCCUUUCAUAAACUCAGCAGAAGAUCCAGCAUGUGGCUAUGCAGAGCUCAAGACAGAACAAGAAAAACUCAUUGACCAGAUUGCUGGUUCUGAGCACAAGUUCUUUUCUGAGCCAAACACAAUGCUAAUGGAAGACUUGAUGAAUGGUUUCACUAACAUGACCAUGGCCGAGACAAUAAAAUCCUGUGAACAUUUUCCUACUGAUGAAAUGAUGGCAAGUGAGAAUAUAUCUCUUGAUGUUAAUGGAAACAAAAAUCAUAACAUCCCAUCAGACGCCAACAGCCUUAUAUCCCCAACAGAUACACAAGCUGAGCAUCCUGGGACUGUUAUCCAGAAGUUUGAUGAGGAAACAUUCAAAGAUAUAAGUAAAGACAGUGUUGAAAUGACUGAAUGUUCAGACAAAAACACCAGCCACAAUGUUGAAAGUGAAAUAGAAAUGAAAGAAAUGGUUGUUUCUAGUGAUUUUGUUGGCAGUGAAAAUAUUGAUUCAGAUUCCAGCACAGGGAGAAGAUCAUUGAGAAGCAGAAAGUCUUGGGACUUUUCACAGAGCUCUUCAUCUCUGGAGGCCAAAACUGCAAGAAAACGAAACAGUGAAGGUGUGGUAUCUAAUAGCAAAGGAACUUUGAAAGAAACAUCGGAAGAUUUGCCUAGUCCUCUGCGCAAUAAAGGCAGAAAAGAAAUAAGCCCAGGUCUCCGAGACCUUUAUUUGAAUAAACUGUAUGACCCACCAAAAGCAAAAUCCUGGGAAACGAUUAAAGAAAGUCCCAAAGAUGAUUCUUCAUUAUUCACCAAACAGAAGUCCAAAAGGUUUCUUCUGUUUGAGGCUGGAGUCACUACAGCUAAACUUCAACGCAGGCAUAAAAAGGCAGUGGAAAUUAAAAGGAAAGUCGGAUCUCAGAACGUAACUUUAAGUGAUGAAGAGUUUCGCAGAAAGCUUCUAGAUGUUCAAUUACUACUAGAUGAUUUACCCUAGUGUUAAUUGGAUGACACUAGUUCAUUUUAUUUGUGAUUCUAAUUUUUAGUGUCUUGAACAUAAAAAAAAUGUUUUUCAUUUUUCUUUCUGUGGAAGGCAUGAAAUCAAACAAUAUUGUAGGCUUUCUUUAUUGUUUUGUCCAUAAAAUAAAAUCAUAAUGACCGACACCCCCCCCCC
Messenger RNA from Biomphalaria glabrata, 3085 nucleotides. RefSeq lists its product as uncharacterized. Bases 335 to 2908 code for a protein of 857 amino acids. The transcript is spliced from 2 exons. NCBI's taxonomy places the organism in Eukaryota, Metazoa, Mollusca, Gastropoda, Planorbidae. The record is from RefSeq and is a predicted model, not a curated record.